Messenger RNA from Harmonia axyridis, 5488 nucleotides. RefSeq names its product E3 ubiquitin-protein ligase MIB2 (gene mib2). Gene Ontology annotation, cellular component: cytoplasm. Gene Ontology annotation, molecular function: protein binding; zinc ion binding; ubiquitin-protein transferase activity. Lineage: Eukaryota; Metazoa; Arthropoda; Insecta; Coleoptera; Coccinellidae. Gene Ontology annotation, biological process: protein ubiquitination. The record is from RefSeq and is a predicted model, not a curated record. The transcript has 14 exons. The coding region runs from base 255 to 3254 and encodes 999 amino acids.
UAAGGGAAAUCAAAACAAAUGUCAAAAAGAUAGAAAGACAACUUGAUAAUAAUAACAGAUGAGUUGAAAACUGUAUAAAGUAUUCGGGAAACAGUUUCCAGUUUUACGUUCCAAUGAGUAUCUAGGACUGUUUUGAAGAGAUGAUGUAGAAUUACUGAUUGUGAUACAUUUCGCAUAUUUGAUAUCGGUGAAGUACCUUCCUGCUGUUUUGGUGUGCAAACUUCCGAUUAUCGAUACCGAAUCAUCAAUCCCAAAUGCUUAUUCCAGGAUUGAGGAUAGUAAGGGGACCGGACUGGUCCUGGGGAAAUCAAGAUGGAGGCGAAGGAUUUGUUGGGACUGUUUGUGAAAUUGGAAAACCUGGAACUGCUGGAUCCCCUGAUAAAACCGUUGUUGUUCAAUGGGAUAACGGGGCUCGAACAAAUUACAGAGUUGGCUAUCUUGGAAAGUAUGAUUUGAGAAUUUUUGAUAAUGCCCAGAUAGGUGUGAAACAUCCUAAUAUAGUUUGUGAUGGAUGCGAAAGCCAAGGGAUCAGUGGCAUGAGAUAUAAAUGCUCCGUUUGUUAUGACUAUGAUUUAUGUUACAUGUGUUACCACGGAGAUAAACAUGAUUUGACCCAUCGUUUCAAGAGAUUUGAUGAUACAUCAUCAAAAGGGGUUGAUUUACCACUUCGACAAAAUGGAAGAAAAAGCGAAUUGCAAGGUAUUUUUGUUGGAGCCAAAGUUGUGAGAGGUUUUGAUUGGGAAUGGGGUAAUCAAGAUGGUGGGGAAGGAAAAGUUGGUAAAGUAUUAGAUAUAAGAGGUUGGGACAACGAAAGCAGUAGAUCCGUUGCAAAUGUAACAUGGUUUUCUGGUUCUACAAACGUUUAUAGGUUAGGUCAGAAGGGUAAUUGUGAUAUAAAAUUCGUUGAGCCAACCGGUGGUGGAUUUUACUAUCCAGAACAUUUACCAGUUUUAGGCCAAAGUAUUGAACAACCAGUGGUACAACCUCAAAGAAUAGGCCCGCCUCCCUUUGGAGUGGGGGAUAAGGUUCAGGUGAAUGUUACAGUGGAACAGUUGAAGCAUAUGCAACAAGGGCAUGGAGGUUGGAAUCCAAGAAUGGCAGAGUAUAUUUCCAAAAUUGGCACAGUACAUCGAGUAACAGACAAAGGGGAUAUUAGGGUGCAAUAUGAAGGGUGCAAUAACAGGUGGACUUUCAAUCCAGCUACUUUAUCAAAAGUAAAUUUGUUUGCGGCUGGUGAUAUCGUUAGUGUUAUUAAUGAUAUGGAAAAAGUGAAGCAACUUCAAAAAGGACAUGGUGAAUGGAUUGAUAUUAUGCAAAAUACCUUGGGAAAACUUGGUAAAGUACUUAAAGUGUAUUCUGACGGAGAUCUUCGAGUACAGCUUGAAGGACAUGCAUGGACUUUGAAUCCGCUGUGUGUGAGAAUUGUACCUGGAAGUGCUGCAGAGCUAGCUAAUACAAUGCACGCAUCGCAGAAUCAGAGACAGGAGCCUUCAAUGCAAUGGCACCCUGGUGGUGAUGGAGAUAACCAGUCUGAUGGUACAGCAGACCGUUUGGUUAGAGCUGCAGCCCAAGGUAAUGUAGAAACCUGCAGAAGGUUGUUAGACGAUCUUCCUCGAUCUAUGGUGGAUAUAAGGAGCGGAGGGAAGACGGCACUGCAAGUUGCUGCACAUCAAGGUCAUUUAGCUGUCGUAAAAAUGUUUUUAACUGCCGGUGCUUCUGUCAAUUCCAGUGAUAACGAUGGAGAUACUUGUUUGCAUUAUGCUGCCUUUGGAAAUCAACCAGAGGUGCUAGAAUUACUGAUAAAUGGUGGAUCCAACCUGAAUGCUUCCAAUAAAAGUGGUUGUACCGCUCUACACAUAGCAGCGCACAAACAGCCAGCUCGUUGUGUUCAAAUACUUUUAGCAGCAGGAGCAAAUCCAAACUGUAGGGAUUUAUAUGGAGACACUGCCCUUCAUGAUGCAAUAGGUAAAGAUAGUUUUCAAGUCAUCGAUCUACUUUGUGCUGCUCCUGCCAUGGAUUUCACUUUGAAGAACAAGCGUGGUUUUAACGUAUUGCAUCAUGCUGCUCUCAAAGGGAAAAACUACGCUACAAAUAAACUAUUAACUCAAGCCAGGCAACUAGUGGAUAUCAAAAAGGAUGAUGGUUUUUCUGCUUUGCAUCUUGCUGCUCUCAACGGCCACAAAGAUGUUGUUGAUACAUUAAUAAGGGUCGGACAGGCAGAAAUCGAUUUGAGAAAUAAUAGGAACCAAUCGGCUCUUCUUUUAGCAGUUAGUCAAGGCCAUUGUGGUGUUGUGGAAUUAUUGAUAAAGUUGAAAGCCAACAUUAAUGCUAAAGAUGAAGACGGCGACACAGCUCUUCAUCUAGUAUUAAUAAAAAAAGCACAUUUGAACGCUGAAAUAAGAAGGGAAAAUUGCCCAGAAAUAUAUGCUAUAUACGAGCAGAUCAGUCAUGUGACAGAGUUUCGGUUAGCAGUAGCCUUAGCCUGUUUCCUGAUUCAGAGAGGAAUAGAUUUAGACAUGUUGAACAAUAAAGGUGAAUGUGCCUUACACCUUCUUCAAGAGUCUAACCUGCAAGAACUCCUUAAGAGUUAUAAGCCAAAUAUAGAUAAUAACCACAUUCAUAACCUCCAGAUUAGUCCGGAUAUUUUAGAUCUUGAAAGUUUGACUUUGAGAGAGUCUAGGCAUCCUACAGAUGGCUAUAACUUAACUGAAAAUAGGAGUAGUCCAGUUAGGAUCCUACCUAAUGAAGACACCAAAAAUAGGAGGAGUAGAAAAGAUCAAAAAUCUGAUAAAACGGUAGAAGUAGGAAGUAGUAGCCAAGAGAAUUCUCCAAAUCAUAGAAACUGCCAAUUCCAAAACGAAAUUUGUACCAGUAAACCUGUAGAGUGUUUAGUAUGUUCCGAAUAUUCUGAAGAAAAUGUUAGGUUGGAACCCUGCAACCAUAAGCCAGCUUGUGAGGAUUGUUCUUCAAGAAUGAAAAAAUGUCUUCAAUGCGGAAGUAUUGUGCAGAAACGUAUCACAAAGGAUGGUCGUAUAAUACCAGCGAAAAGUAGGCAGCCAAGUGCAGAACGAAUGAGAUAUUUAGAAUCGAAAAUAGCCGAAAUAGAAGAGAGUCAUGCUUGUAGUAUAUGCAUGGAGAGAAAGAGAAAUGUCGUGUUUCUGUGCGGACAUGGUACUUGUUCUAAAUGUGCGGACACAUUGAAAACUUGUCACAUGUGUAGAAAGACUAUAACGAAAAAAAUUCCUAUUUAUUAAAAGUUAUUUUUCUUUAACCGGGGCAUUUUUACAGCCAAUGAUAUUGGUCUUCUUGGUUUUCGAUUUCAUUUCAUACUCCAGAAAGGAUGCAGUCAAAAAUUCUUGAUUCACUACAUCUUUGAGAAAAAAUUUUUCAAUUUGUUUGUAUAUUCUAUUUGUUCUCUUUAUUAAUGAAGAACAUUUUAUUUUGAACAAGACAAUAUUUUUUCUACUUGGUAGCAGUUUGAACAGAUAUCACAACUGCAGAAACAAAAGCAUGGUAAAAAAAAGAGAUAAAAAAAUAUGUAAUAGUGAAUGUCGUAUGUUAGAGAAACACAAAAACAGGAUGUUGAAAUGUAAGUAUAUAACCAUUUUUUCAUCGAACUUGUAUCUUAUCUAAUGCUGAAGGUUUUCAUGGCCGGAUUGUUCAACAGAGUUAGAAAAUUUCAGUCUUUCUACUUCUAGAAAUGCCUUAAGUAUCUUCAGAGGUUUUUAGGUCAGAUUUCUCCGAACUGAUUGUUCUCUGCCGGAUUUAUACUUUCUUCUGAUUUGACUAAGUAUAGAUAGUCUGUAACUUUCUAACCCUGCUUUAUCUUGGGUAUGGUCCGUAUAUAACCUUGGUUAUUAUGGUUAGUAAGUUGGUGGUCGGUAUAUGUCAAAUUCCUCAAAAACCGGAGACAAUUUCAUCAAACUUCGGUGAGUUAUCUGUCACCAGAGCAACCGUACUUUUAUUAUGGUUAGAUUCGGUAACCACGCCCACUCCGGUUGGCAGUUGUCAUUUUAAUUUUCAGAUUAUUGUUUAUGAACAUUUUCCAUGACAUCUAACACUCAAAAACUUUAUUAUUUUGAUUAUGAAACAAAUAUCCUUCAGAGCCAUUAAGAACUUUUAGUUGUUUACAAAUUAAAAGCGAUCAACCAUUUAUAACCUUCAAAAUUCUGUCAAAGAAAAAUUUGGUUGACCAAUGACAAGUGUCAAGCGGUCCGUAAAUACGAAGCAGGUUACCUGAAACAUUGAAAACCACUAAUAACCGCUCUGAAAUUCUCGGCGAUAUACGGACCAUACCCCUUAUCUGAUUAUCGUUGGUUUUGAAAAAGUAGAACUUUUAAUUUUGGUUUUACAAAUAUCAAGAAAUAAAUUUUGAUCGAUUUAUGAACUACAGUUGGCCCAAAAGUAGCUCACAUAAGAUUUUUGUUAAUGAUAGUUCAGAUCGAGAGAAAGAUGUUUUUUUUUGUUUGCAUCUUUGCCAGUUUCAAGUGAAGGGAAUUAUAUUUAUGAAAUUGCUGGAUAAUAGAGGUCCAGCCAUAUAUUAAUCGAAAUCCCUUUCAUCUGAUUGAAAUUCUUGAUAUUCGAAGUUUUUUUUUUGACCUCUUGAUAGAAUUCUUUGAUAUUUAGAGGAAAUAGAAAGAAUUCAUUUUCAUGCAUCUCUGCACUAUGUUUGUGUACAUUUUUAGACACACUAGACUCCAAUUGGAAAUAUUUUGAGCUAUUCAAAGGAUUUAAAGAGCCCAUUUAUGAUUUAAGACUUAAUCUUCAUUUUGUAGUCCAAUUAUAGUUUUUUUAACUCUCUGUCUAAACAUUAAGGAGCAACUCAAAGAUAAUUUUUUUUUGUCUUUAGGCCAUCAGAUUUUUCUUUAUUUGAAUAAAAAGCCUACUUUGUCAGCUUCUGAAAUAAAGCUGACAAAAAUUCCUCAAUAUAAUUUUCUCAAAACACAAAUUUCUAUUUGAAAAAUAAAAAAAAAAAAUAGGGUACUUUGGAAAUGAGUAUAAAAAAGUAGAGAAAAUUGAAGUGCUUUUUAAUUGAUGUGAUUAAAUAAUGUACACAAUUCAUUUUAUGGACUGAUAGUGCUAUAGUCUCAAUUUACUUUUUACCAUUUUAUCUCUUGUAACAUUGGAGAUCCAUACAUCGAAUUUGAUUGAGGCUAUCUUGUCCGCAGAUGAUUGUUUCAUUUUUUUUUUCAAAGGUAUCAGGUUCAGAGAAAAUGUAUUGACAUAUGAAUUUGAAAUGCUAGUUUGCAUUGGACUGAUAUGACAUUUCGCAAUGAAUUAAUAUUUUCAAAAUUUUGGAAUAAAAAUUCAGGAGGCCAAUAGUAGUUAUUUAGUUUUGGGGAAUUCAACUAGAUUUUUGACAAACCAGAGAAUGAACCCAGUAAUAAUUCCAUAGUACAUAUAAAAAUAUUGUACGUUAAAGGAGAGUUAUAGAUUUGAAGUAAAAAUUUUUUUAUUAUUUUAGCUUGCAUAUUUGAAAUAAGAAAUU